AUGGCGGCCUUGUCUGCUGCCAUCGGCAGUUGUCUAUCGUCGUCCAGCAACAUUAAUUUCGAGUGGAUUUGUGCUCUUUGCUUCAAAGAGUUGCAAGAGCAAGGUGACAGAAAUCUUAUUGAAGGAAAAAGUUCAUUUAAUGUUGUUGAUGAACUGAAUGAUUUGCCGUUUAAAGUGGUCUUAAAUUAUAAGUACAUUUGCAAGCGUUGUUUAAAUGCUCUGAAGAAACGAAAAGGUUACAAGACAAAGCUUGCUGAGACAGAUAAACAGUUGUUUAUUGAUUAUACGAACAAAUGCAACAGCGAAUUGAAGGUACAUCGGUCUACCGGUGAAGAUGACGACGGACAGCCACCGUUCAAGAAAAGUAGCAGAAACCAGAUGGGUGGAAACAAAGAGUUGGCACAUCAAAAAGUUCUGAAGUCCAUCGGUGUCCAGACAACUAAAUGUUUUCAACGGGAUUCGCCUCUUGAAAGGCCAGUUGAUGAGGGCACAAGAGUUUUUGUAAGAGCAGAAUGGCAAUCAGUCACCAAAGAAAAACAACUACCAGUACCAUUGGAAUCACUUGGUAAAAUGCUUGUUAGAGGGUCGUAUAAACAAAUUGCAGCUGCUGCUUGGAAGAGUGAAUCCUUAAAGCCAUACAUAAUCAGCCUGGUUUUGAAAUGUAUACACAAUGAAUGUGCCAGACUAACUGCCAGAAAAAACCCCAGUAUGAUGCGAAAACUGAAAGGUGAAGACAUAGUGAAAUUCAAAUUUGAAGACCUUAAUGAAGACAUUUUUGCUAGAGCACCGUUAUUCCAUGGUAUCUUGAAAACUGCAUCCAUGAGCAAACUUGAAAAUGCAAGUUACAAGACAACGAAUUACUCCAUACCAGCUGUAUGCAUGGCGGCUUCCAUUUGCAUGAAAGCACGCUCACCUCACGCAACUUUGAUGCAGUUGCUUGUGUCAUUGAUACUACAACAUUGCAGCUUAACGUCUGCAAUGGCACGUUUAAGGGCAGUUAAGCUCACAGUGUCACAUCCUUGCAUUACUAAAAAGUUGGAUGAGUUUGGAAAGAUGCAAGAAGAAUCAUUUUCUGCUUUGACACAAGGAGGAAAGGAGGAUGCUGUAUUCAAAAUGCAAACUCUACCAUCGAGUACAAUGAUCAAUCAAAAAAUUGUGUUUGAUAAUAUUGAUUAUCAACAGCAUGUCCAUUAUAUGAGUGAGAGUCAUCAAAAUCCUUUCUAUCAUUGGGUUUCAUAUAUGUCCACUGAAAAUCGAAUUAGUGCUAGUCAUUUGGUACAGAAUGAGCCACAAAAGUGUCUUGAUGAUAUGCCUAAUUCCAUGUUUCUUCCAAACAAAAUAGAUCAUUCAAAACAACGUCAAGAUUAUAUAUUUCUGACAGCAAGAUUGUGCACAGAAUAUAUUGAAUGCCUGAAGCCGCUUGGUGGUGUUGUCAGAAAACACAUGCCUCACAAGCAUUCUAAAGAAACAUUCAAUGCCACAAAAACAGUCUUUCAUGGUUGCAUCUAUGAAAAUGAAAAUGACGCAGAUGGAAUCAAAAGAGUAAUAGAAAAACUACAUAAAUUUACACCAUGUUCUGGAAAAGGUGAGGAAAAAGUAUAUUCAGAACAAGGCUUUGUUGGCGACCAGUUAUCAGUAGAGCGUGGGGUUAACUGUUUAUUGCAAGCAUCAAAUGGUUUUACUCAGGAAGAGCAGUUCACUGGUAUGCACUUUGAAGUUGGUGACUUUCAUGCAACGAUGAAAUUUUUGCAGGUUGGCUUUGAUUAUUUUUAUAAUGGAGCAGCUGCUUCAGAUCAAUGCACAAUGUUUGCUGACAGUAUAUAUAUAAAUCGCAGAAAUAUUGGCAGCAAAGUAAAGCAACGAUAUAGUGCUUGCAAAAGAUUUUUUCAAAUGGAAGUGCAGAGCAGAGUUAUUGCAGCAGCAAUGGAAAUACUUGGAAUAAAGUGCAUUGAUGAGAAACCAGACCAAAAUCACUUCCCGGCUAGUUUACUCAAUGAAAGUGCAAAAUGCAAAAAGGACUAUAUUGAGAAAUUAGCCACUAUUGUGGUUGAUACAUAUGUACUGAAACUUGACAAAUUUCAAGAGUUAUUCCAGAAGUCCUGCUUAGCCCAUAGCACUGCUGGUGAUGUGGUUGGCAUUAGCAAUAGAAGAUUCCAAUGCACUAAAACCUUUGCUAAUGGUGGUGAUGCCAGAAAAAAACAUGAAGCUUCUCAUGUUGAAGGCAUACCUGAUGAUGAUUGCUACAACUACCAAUUGGCAUUGAUGGAUUAUGGUAUGGUAGUUGAAAAUUUUAUUGAUGCCAUUUCAGAAGGAGAUGGUGAACGAAUUCUCCGUUGUUGGAAAUUUGUGCUGCUUUACCUAAAAGCUGAUGGUAAGCGAAGUUGUAAAUACAGCCUUGAAGCUUUCUACCUAAUAUGCCAAGCAUAUUGUCUUCUUUCUCCUUGUGCAGCCUACAAUCUUAUUUGGAAUCGCUUUGCAAAAAACCAAAAUGGCUAUGGUGGAAAUAUUCCCCUUGACCUUGCCCUUGAGCAGUACAACAGGAUAUUGAAAAAUGUUCUUCGCAUGUUAGGCCCAAAUGCAUCAAACUCAACUGCUGUUGAUCGCUAUUGCAAAGCAUUGUCAACUACGAAGAAAUUCAUAGAACAAUGGGAUUCAUCUUCUUCAUUCAUUUGCCAUUCUGGAAAACACAGAUCCAAACAUGCAUCUGAAGAUACAAAGAAGAUUAUAAAGCAUCUUAUGGAACACAGAGCCUUGAAGUUUACCUCAGGUCGCAAAUACAAACAUUACAACAAAAUAAAGCAAAGCAUAAUUACAGAUUUGGACAUGUCGGCUUUGUUUCAGUGGAUAAAUGAGCACAGAAGACUUGUGAAGGUUAAUAAAGCUGCACGUUAG
Molecule: messenger RNA, 2892 nt
Organism: Rhopilema esculentum
Lineage: Eukaryota; Metazoa; Cnidaria; Scyphozoa; Rhizostomeae; Rhizostomatidae
Source: RefSeq, a predicted model, not a curated record